UACAGAAGUUAUAUGGCAAAAUUUAGAACGCCCCUCGAUGUAAAUUGGUAGAUAAAUUGUGAAAUAUUUCGACACAUAAAGUUGAAUGGCGACGUCUGAAGGGCAGACUGAGGGAGAGGAGAAACUACAGUGUUCUGUUUGUUUGGAUAUUUAUCAGAGACCAAGACGUUUACCUUGUUCACAUUCAUUUUGUCAUGAAUGUUUAGUUAAAUGCGCAGAAAAGACUGAUUGCAAACAAAAGUUUUGCUGUCCUCUUUGUCGUGUAGAUACGAAAGCAGACACAAGUAAUAUUUCGCGAGCUGGGAUUUGGGUCACCAGAUUUCCAGUAAAUUAUGAAUUGCUCUCUCUGGCACAAAAGGAAAGAACUAUACUGAUGGAAGGGCAGCUAGGUAAUUUAGAUACAUCUGAUAGAGAGAAGGCAUCAACGUUUAAUGAACAAUUUCAAAACAAAUUCCGGAUAAAUUCAACUAAUGUGAAUAACAACUCAAGCUUAUGCAAAGGCUGUCUACGGGAUGAAACGCAUGUACAAGCAACUGUGUAUUGCCGGGAAUGUAGCGAACUACUAUGUGGAGAUUGUAAGAGACAUCACACGAAAAAUAAGUUCACGUCUGGCCACACUGUUAUUGACAUAAAGGGUGAUCUGAGUGAAACGAAAAGCUUUGAUUAUGUAAACAAACUUACAAAAUGUGUUAACCAUCCAACGGAAGAAGUAAAAUAUCUUUGCAAGGACCAUGAUCAGCUGUGUUGCAAUGAAUGUGCUAUAGUAAUUCACAGAAGAUGUUCCGAUAUAGUUUCUCUUGCAGAUGAAGUGGCUGUAUCACUCGGUCAGAAACGCAUCGAAACAGAUGUAGAAAAAAUAGAAAUACACGCUUCAGCGCUAGCUCAACACGAAUUAGAAUAUAGAGCAGCAUUAGAUCAAUCGGAAAUAUGCAUUAAAGAUGAACUGAAAUGUAUCAAGUUCCACUUGGACGACGCAUAUCGCCUUAUUGAGGAAAGCAUAAUGCACCAAUUUAAUUUUACACAUGCUAAGAGGAAACAGUUGGUCUCUGUCCAGUUAUCUAACAUUGAAACGUUGAAAGCUGCUUUAAACCUGUCAAAAGGAAAAAAUAUCAGCAACUAAAAAGUUUGGACAAGAGUUGAAUGUCUACUUGAUGGAAAGGAAGAUGAGAAAUGAAAUGGAACAGCAUGUGAACAUUUUAAAGCAGUUGCACCAAAGUGCUAACAUUGUAGAGACAUAUUUAGCCGGAAAAGAGCGUGUGGCGGGGAACAUGAUGAAAUCUCUCCUAACGGGCUUAUCAUUGACUGACUACACAAGUAAUGUAGGUCUUCCAGUUUUUCCCAGUUUUGAGACACAGCGGAACACAGGAGAAACUGCCCCUCACCAGCGCCGAGGUCAUCAAAGCUUCAGAGGGCAUGCUCCUAACGUGGGUUUUCAGAGAUACAUGUAGACAAAUACUGAAAUACUACGUCAAUUUACAAAUAAUGUGUAUAAUCUCAGACGCGUUGUCCUUUGACAACGACAAAUUGGUGAAGACCAUGAAUAUCAGUAUGAAUGAUUGUUAAUGAUUGUCAAAGUGAGCCAUUGCUAAAUCCUGCUGCAUGUGAAAGGAAAGGGCAUCUUUUGACAGACAUUCCAUGAUUAUUAUUAGCAAAAUGUCACAAAAAAUCAAAAUAUGUUUUCCAUAUGGCACUGUAUGAAUAAUCAUCGAUACGUUUUUUUCGAAAUGGCAAGAAAGUUGUAUAUAAUAAUGAUGAAGGAGCAUGUCUGGUUCAAAACAUUAGAUUUUAGUAUUUUAUAAUGACAAGAUAUGAGGAGUAAAAUGUGCAAGAUAUGUAAUGAACACGAGUUGGAUGGACAGAUACUGGCACACAAAGCAACAAACCAGUUAUACUGUUAUUGCUUAAUAUGUAUUUAGUUCGUGUAAAAGUACAAAUAUUUAAAAAAUUUAUAUCAUUGAAUCAGAUGUUCAUUACAAAAGCUAUGUAAGAAUAAUGUAUCUGAAUGACCUUGCGAUCCUUCCAGACAUAAAAUGACGGAUUAAUUGCGACUGUCUGUCAAAUGAGUAAAUGGGAUUUAUUUUACUAUAGUGAUAUACAUGUUUUUUUUUAUAUUAUAAAUGAUUUGUGAGGUUGUAAAUGUUUGUAUACAUGUAUGUUGUUGUUGUUGUUAACUUAAGGUCAUACUUGAAAUAAGUAUGCCUCUCAGUUUUGUUAUGUACACUUUGUAUUUUACCUUCAAUAAAUAAAGAUUUUU
Mercenaria mercenaria is the source of this 2254-nucleotide messenger RNA. RefSeq names its product tripartite motif-containing protein 45-like. Lineage: Eukaryota; Metazoa; Mollusca; Bivalvia; Venerida; Veneridae. The transcript has a single exon. The coding region runs from base 86 to 1120 and encodes 344 amino acids. Gene Ontology annotation, molecular function: zinc ion binding. The record is from RefSeq and is a predicted model, not a curated record.